GAUGCAUUGUGGAGAUUUUCUACAUAGUGAUAGUUAUAGAGUGGAAUCGUUAACUAUGCAAGUCAUCGUUAACGCCGUUGCGAUUUCUGGGGCGUUUUUCGCUACUCUCUUAUUAAACAGUGGCUUUCGAGUGAAGUUACUGCAAGCGGUCUUUAUCUUCUCGGCUUUCGUCUCCCUUUUACAAUUCGUUACCACCGUCAACGAGGCGUCUUCUUUUAUAGUUCAAAGCAUUUUCUCAGCUCUUUUAGCCUUUCUCGUUACCCUUCUACUGCUUCACGGCGUCGAGGCAUUUCCGACUGAAGUUCGGACUACGGGUCUUGGAUUGCUCUGGGCAUCAAAGCAUUUGGGAGCGUCUAUAGGAGUUAACGCUUUUCGUGAGGCGCCAUCUUCAGCAUCAGCAAUCAUCAGUGCCAUCUUAAUGAUCGCUGCUGCAUUUUUAUGUCGAUAUGUUCCAGAUAAUAGAAAAAGAUUAAUGUAG
This is a messenger RNA of Dimorphilus gyrociliatus, 478 nucleotides long. The record is from the annotation of a GenBank genome assembly. Lineage: Eukaryota; Metazoa; Annelida; Polychaeta; Dinophilidae.